CUUAUCUUCUCUCGCAGCGACGCUUCCCGCGCGGCCGCUCCAAUGGCCUUCAACAACCUCCUCAACCUUGCUCACUCCAAGGUCGCACUGAAACCCCCGCUCCCGCCACUCCCGACGCGCCCGUUCCUCUCCGCGCCAUCGCGCCUGUCACCUUUACGUCUUUCCCUCCGUAGCGAGCCGCCGCCGCCGCAACGUGUCCGCUCGUCCGCGUCCACGCCGUCUGACGGCGCCGCACCCUCGCCGCCGUCGUCAAGGGAGGAGGCCGUCGCCCAGGCGCGGUCCUGCCUCUCCACGGCGCUGCAGAAGCCGCUCAACAACUCUGUCCCGCUCAAGAAGCUCAAGAGGCAGCGGCAGGCCCGGUUCCGCGCCGAGAUCCCCGUCGUCGACGACUCGCCGGGCUCCCUCGCGCGCCUCACGUUCGACGUGUUCACGGGCGCCGCCGGGGUAAAGAGGAAGGGCGCGCCGGCGAGGCUGAUUCUUGUCUGGCCCUCGGCCGAGGCGCUGGCAGUCGCUCUGCGGGAGUUCAAGAACUGGGGAGACUCGACCACGGCGCACGCGCAGCUGGGCUCGGUAGCGCAGGACUCGCUGAGCGCCUGCGACGCUGCGGUGUUCCUGGCGCCCGGUCCGUCGCAGGUGGAGAAGGUGAAAGCCGCCGCCGCCGCGCUGGACCCAAGGCCGGUGGUCCUGUUCAACCCGGCGUGGAGCUUCGACGAGGAGGAGGGCGAGGGGUUCGACGCCGGCGCGAGGGGCUUCGUGGGCUCCUUCAACGUGGUGUACUCCUUCACGGGGCUGGAGGUGCGGGGUUUGCUAAGCAAGAAGCGGGGCGUGCUGCUCCGGUGCGUCGAGGGCGGGAGGUUCGGCGGGGAGAGCUGGGUGCUCAUGGUGGAGGACGACGCCCCAGCGAAGCAGGGGGAGUUCAAGGUCGUGUCGCGGCUGAAGCGGCGGCCGACGAUCGGCGAGGUGGAGACCAUGCUGUACAACCUCAUGGCCGCCAACUCGCCUGUGACCAAGUCGGCCAGGUUCCUCAGGGAGAUGGUGUCCAACGUGACCGGAGGAAAGGCGAAGCAGUGAUUAAUCCUGCCUACGUGAAUUGAUGUACUUUUUAGAGAGGACUUGAACCGGCAGCACACUGCUAGGACUAGCUUUAGUCUGCCAACUCAGGCUGCAUUUGCACGAAGUCUUCAGAAGAGAGCACCGCGAACCGUGGGGAUCUGCGGUUUGAUCGGCAGUGGUUACCUGCUGGUGUCUAUGUGAUUAUGGGGUUUGAGGGGUGCAGUGCAGAGUGGAAAUUUCGUUUAGGUGGGCAAAACACAAGUGUCUGACUGAAAGGUACCACUGCACUGAAUAAUUAUAUUGACUGACGAACUAAGUUAAGACUACAUCGCUAGCGGUGAUCAGACAACAGAAUGCCUUGAGUUAUCCAUCCAGUUUCUGCUGCUGCCAUGCUUCAGCUUAGAGGCGUAAACAAAGAGAUGCUAGUUGCUGCCGUGCCCGGAUAUACUUGAGCUGAGCAGGGUUGUAGUACUACUACUAACCAAACAGUGAAAACAUAUAUACAUAAACAGCACACGCUACCUGUGUCGAUUUA
This is a messenger RNA of Phragmites australis (common reed), 1588 nucleotides long. RefSeq lists its product as uncharacterized. Lineage: Eukaryota; Viridiplantae; Streptophyta; Magnoliopsida; Poales; Poaceae. The transcript is spliced from 3 exons. The record is from RefSeq and is a predicted model, not a curated record. Gene Ontology annotation, cellular component: chloroplast. The coding region runs from base 43 to 1071 and encodes 342 amino acids.